AUGGAGCAGCAGCAGCACCAGCAGCAGCAGCUGACCGGUGCGCACUCGGGGAGCAGCGCCGGCGGCGGCACCGGCGACAGCGGCACCGGCAGCAGCGGCAGCAGCAGCAGCAGCAGCGGCGGCGGGACCCCGCUGGUGCACCCGCCCCCGCCGGGGACCCCCAUAGCGCACCCGCCGCCUCCGGUGACCCCGCUGGUGCACCCCCCGCCGCCAGUGACCCCGCUGGUGCACCCCCCGCCGCCCGUGACGCCGAUGACGCAGCCGACGACGCCAGGAGUCCUGAUGGCCCAGCCGAUGACGCCCGGAGUCCUGAUGGUCCAUCCUUCUGCACCAGGAGCGCCGAUGGCCCAGCCGCCGCCGCCUCUGGGAGCCCCGCUGGCCAAACCUCCGGCUUCCAACCUCAUGAUGAUCCCCCAGGGCGGCAGAGCGCCCAUCAUCCAGCCGCCGGUGUCCGGAGCGCCCAUGGCGCAACCAGUGGCUCCCCCGGCCCAGUCACUGGCCACUUGGGCCCCGCACGGUCAGCCCUUGAUCUUGCAAAUCCAGUCUCAGGUCGUCAGGGCCCCGCCACAAGUUCCCCAGCUCCCUCCACUGCCUCAGAUACCCCAGCUGCCCCAACCGCCCCAGGUGCAGCUGGCCACGCCCCCCGGCUGGCAAACUACCACACCUGGGUGGCAGGCCCCGCCCCAGGCCUGGCAAGCCACGCCCUUGACCUGGCAUACCACUCAGGUCACGUGGCAGGCCCCUGCCAUCGCCUGGCAGGCCCCCCCGCCACCCCCGCCACCCCCGCCGCCACCCCCAGUGCGCCAGGGGCCCCCCCCAGCCAUGCGUUCCGGGCCUACUCCUAUCCGCCCUGGACCACCCCCAGGCAUGCGGCAGAGCCAGAAUACGGGCCGCCAGGCCUCACCCAGCAUGCGCCAGACCCCGCCCUCCAUGCGCCAGCCGCCGCUGCUCCGCCAGAUGCCCAUCCGGCCGGCUCCGCAGGCCUUGGCGUCUCAGCCGCAGCUCUGGCACACCCUGCCGCCUCCCCCACCCUUGCGGCAGGCCCCGCAGGCUCGUCUGCUGGCCCAGCAGGCCCAGGGGCCGCCACCUGCGCUGCAGGGACCCGUGGUGCUGCCCGUUGGCCCCCAGGCGGCCCAGUUAGUGCUGCCCGUCUCACAGGCUGACCCCGAGGCUGACCCUGAGGCUAGCUCGGAGGAGGACGAGGCCUCAGAGGAGGCCCCCGCGGCCGUGCACUGCCCAUCCAUCAUCUGGCAGGGCCCCAAAGGCCAGGUCCUCGUGCCAGAGGAGCUGCCCAUGUCGCUGGAGUACGAGGAGGUGCAGCAGGCCGAGGAGGGACCCAGUCACUUCUGGCAGCCUCUGCCCGCCCAGGAGGCCCAGGAGCAGGCCCCCGUGAUGGUCCAGCUGGAGCAGCAGCCCUUUCGGGGGGCUCAGGACCCCCAAAAAGCCAGGCAGACUCGGCUACCCUCCCAGGAGGCCGAGCCCACGGGCUUGCAGGCAGAAAUGCCAACAGUGCAACUGCAACCAUCCUGGGAAGGGUCACCCCCCAUGCUGCAGGGGGAACCCGAAGGACCCCUAGAGGCGACAAAUUUUCCCAGGGGUGCCUCUAGCUCAUUUAUGACUCCAGGAGGAGAAUCUAGGGCCUCUAGCUCUAGAGAGCACGGGGGCUCUUCUAGAGAACGCGGGACCUCUUCGAAGGAGAAAAAGGGCCCUCCCAAAGAUCGCAUGAUCUUUGCUGCCACCUUCAGUGCUACCAGGGCGAUGCCAGUCUCCAGGGCACACCUGCCACCUGCCUGGAGGAACUGGUCAGCCACCUCGGAGACCUGCAUUGCCACCCCGAGGGUCUCUCCAUCUACCUCCUACUACCGGGCUGCCUCUCCUCAUGCCUUCACAGGCCCACUGGCCACCACUGAGGGCCCCAGGCCACUGCCCUUUUGUCUGCCUGGGCCAUACGCCUGCAUGGGGCCACCCCUGCCUGCCGUCCAGUGGGUUCCAGAACCCCAGGUGAAUGCCCCGAGAGCAUUCAAGAGGGUGCCCACCGUCCCCAUGGCGACAGCCGCUGUCCCGAUGGCCACAGCCGUUGUCCCCCCGGACUCCAAGACCGUGGAGCCACCACGCCGCCCGUGCAAAGCCACACGGAAGAAGAAGCAUCUGGAACCUAAAGAGGACAGGGGGGGCCGCCGGGUGGCCAUGUGUGACUUUCUGGGCCUGCCAGCUGGGGAGGAUCCCAGAGUGUGUUACUGGGAGGGACAGGGUUCUGACCAGCUUCUGGGGGACUACCCCUACAUCUCUGGUGCCAUAAGUGGCUGGGAGUGCAACAAUACCUCCAGGAUCCUGAGUGGGUGGGAACCACCCAGCACCUGCUGGGCAGUGGAUGGCCCCAGCACCUCCAGAGCCACAGGUCACUGCAGAGGCCCACACUGCUCUCUGCCAUUAAUCAGUGAGGCCUUCUGUCUCUCUCAGGGAUCCAGGGCCACCCAGAGGGGUCGCCAGGGGGCACUGGAGCCAUUGUCUCCCUCAGAUGGGAGAACAGAUCCACUGGUGCAAUUUCUCUUGGUCAAUGACCAAGUCCAGGUGCCCAUCCAGCACUCGGAGAUGGUAAAUGUCGUCCUCCGAGAAUACAACCCCGAGUGCUUUGAUGAUGAUGAUGACGAGGACGACACUACCACCAUGAAGUGGGGGUGUGCCUUUGGUCGGUCAAAGGGCGGCUGUGCCAGAAGCCGGACCGAUGUGAUCAUGCAGAAGAUGGGGGAGGCUCAGGGUGGUUUUGUGGCUCCCUGCUUAGACAGGCCCAAGUUUGGCCUUCUGAUGGUGGUGCUGAGCCUCAUCUUCAUGAAAGGCAACUGCAUCCGGGAGAGUCUGAUCUUUCAUUUUCUCUUCCGGCUAGGGCUGGAUGUCCGGGAGACCACUGGUCUCUUUGGGAAUGCAAGGAAGCUCAUUACGGAUGAGUUUGUGAGGCACAAGUACCUGGAGUACAGGAGGAUCCCUUGCACUGAGCCAGCGGAGUACGAACUCCUCUGGGGGCCCCGGGCAUUCCUUGAGACCAGCAAGAUGCUGGUCCUGAGGUUCCUGGCCAAACUUCACAGGAUCGACCCCCAGAGCUGGCCCUUCCAUUACCUGGAGGCGCUGGCAGAGUUUGACAGUGAUGAUGAGGAGGAUGUGGAGGUGGAGGUGGAGGAAGACGCUGCUCUCUGUGCCAAUGGCCUGGGGUCCUGCAUGCUGCUGGCCCACCUGUGGAUGACAGGGGCUGCCCAUGCCUUUGCGUUUGCUUCUGAAUGGCUGAGAGCCCAGGCAAUGGCAGAGUACAGCCCGCCAGCGCCGCCGGUCACCAGGACCUUUUCUGCAAUCAGCAAACCUGCCGGAGGGUGCUCAACUGCGUCUCAGACUCUUCCCCCUGAAAUCGAGACGCAGCCCCAAGAUGUGCAAUAG
This is a messenger RNA of Dipodomys ordii (Ord's kangaroo rat), 3426 nucleotides long. RefSeq names its product nascent polypeptide-associated complex subunit alpha, muscle-specific form (gene Magel2). Gene Ontology annotation, cellular component: nucleus. The record is from RefSeq and is a predicted model, not a curated record. The transcript is spliced from 4 exons. Gene Ontology annotation, biological process: negative regulation of transcription by RNA polymerase II. The coding region runs from base 1 to 3426 and encodes 1141 amino acids. Lineage: Eukaryota; Metazoa; Chordata; Mammalia; Rodentia; Heteromyidae.